Messenger RNA from Hypoxylon fragiforme, 3323 nucleotides. Its product is annotated as calcium/proton exchanger. Gene Ontology annotation, biological process: intracellular calcium ion homeostasis; calcium ion transmembrane transport. Gene Ontology annotation, cellular component: fungal-type vacuole membrane. The record is from RefSeq and is a predicted model, not a curated record. The coding region runs from base 338 to 2647 and encodes 769 amino acids. Gene Ontology annotation, molecular function: calcium:proton antiporter activity. The transcript has 6 exons. Lineage: Eukaryota; Fungi; Ascomycota; Sordariomycetes; Xylariales; Hypoxylaceae.
CACUGCUCCCAUCACCUUAUUACCCAUCGACUCUAGUACAUAUUCAUGACUGGCUUCAUGCUUCUUCUUACUUACCCUACCUAGGAACCAAUCCCAAAGUACCACCUGGGCUACCCCUGAUAUCUAUCCUAGAUUACGUCUUGAUCUCUCCCCAAUCAGAUUUGAUCCCACGCCACCACCUUGUGCCUAAUUUCCAAGUGCUUCUUUGCCUAUUUAGUCCAAGCCUAUCUCCCUCUUUGCCUGGGCGUCUUUCAAAUAAACAUUCCCCCCUCUUCCCGUUCUCUCUACAGAACAACCCACGACCUUGGCGUCGAACUUGCCAAAGCCGCAUACAUCGAUGAAGGAAAGCUCAACUGAUAAGCCCUCUUAUAUAGAUCGCAUACGCUCUUGGGCACCAGGUCAAGCGUAUGGAGGUUCUACACGACCCACUGCGUCCAACAGCAACCCCAUCCUUCCCAUAGACAACCGUUCCGGAUCACUGCGACAUUCGGAAAAGAGUCAUAAUGCUAGCACCAGCGACCCCCACGGCCAUCAGGGCCUCUCUAACGGUUCCGGAACCCGUCAAGAUGUUCCGAACGUUGGACAACAGGAUAGCGAAGUUGCCGAUAAGUCAGCUACGCCGACAUCUGAAGUGGAGGGGCCGGGGACUGUCGUAGACGAGGAGGCUGGUGACAAGAAAAAACCUAAUGUCGUCGUCGAAACGUACCUUGAAUUCAAAAAGGUCCUCUUUCAUAGUUGGAUCAACUUAUUCUUGAUCUGCGUACCAGUCGGGAUUGCCAUUGCAAAUAUCCCCAACAGGAAUGCUGGCGCUACUUUCGGUGUUAACGCCGUCGCCAUCAUCCCCCUCGCCGCCAUUCUCAGCCAUGCUACCGAGUCCGUAGCUCGUAAGAUGGGUGAUACCGUCGGUGCACUGCUUAAUGUAACGUUUGGAAACGCUGUUGAAUUGAUUAUCUUCAUCGCUUUGGUCAAGGGAGAAAUCCGUAUUGUCCAAGCCUCCUUGCUAGGAUCUAUCCUCGCCAACUUACUACUCAUCCUGGGUAUGGCCUUUUUUCUCGGUGGACUCCGAUUCCGCGAACAAAUAUACAACAGUACCGUAACGCAAAUGAGUGCCUGUCUGCUUAGUCUGAGCGUUAUUAGUCUUGUGCUACCGACGGCAUUUCACGCAUCGUUUCGAGACAGAGCAGAAGCUGAUGCCGAGUCCCUAAAGAUCAGCCAUGGUGUCAGCAUUAUUCUGCUGUUAGUAUAUGUCAUUUAUCUUCUAUUUCAACUGAAGUCCCACGCAUACAUGUACGAAUCUACUCCCCAGCACAUCAUUGAUGAGGAGGCGACACCCGGACCAGCUGCCGCGUGGCUUGAGUCAUCAGAUUCAGAUUCAAGUUCUUCGUCAGACUCGGACUCGGACACCUCGAGUCAAUCACGUGAGACUAUGUCGAAGCGCGUUCGGCGAGCCAUUCGCGGGCAUCGUCGUAGAAAAUCUAGUGUGGCUUCUGUCAACAGCGAGAACGGCGUGGAAACCCGCUCUCCUUCGCUUGGAACUAAUAACGCUAGCCCUGGUCAUGAAGGUUCCAAAUCUGGGGAUUCUGCGAAUGGACAAGGCUUCUUCCCUCGAAUGGGUUCGAAGGGCAGCGAGGAAGCUAUUGAUGAUGAGGACGAUUCUAGGGCCCACCGAAGACGCAGUAAGCGUUCUAAGCGCAAGUACCGUAAGCGGCAGAGAAAGGCAGCGAAAGCUGCCAUCGCUGAAGAGGCCGCCUCGCCGGAGAACAUUGCUGGCGUUGGGCCUGGUGUGGCACAAAGUCCCGCCACGAAUGUCGGGGAGACCCGUCGCGUGGACUUCGCAGACACCGUUGUCGAGACUGAUGGCACCCUCGAGGUGAUCCCUACCGGCUCUAGACGAGCUUUCAAUAUUAUGUCCCUCGGUCCUGUAGCUAAGAGUUUAGCCCCGCCUGUCUUCACUCAACCGUCCGACCCUGGAGCUACACCUGCAGUUGCAACCGGUCCCGUUCCUCGUGUUAGAUAUGGAAUUCGCCGAACCAAUUCCCUUCCGGAAAGACUCAACCAAUAUCAAUAUCGACCCCCCGGAGCCAUGAUGCCUUCGCAAGUACCCAUUUCCAUCCUCACCGGCGGUACCGGCGAGAGGGGAGAAGAUCACGAAGGUGAUCUCUCGCGUGGCGCAGCCAUCAUCAUGUUGCUGAUUUCCACGGCACUCGUGGCACUCUGUGCUGAGUUCAUGGUUGACGCUAUUGAUGACGUGGUGGCAAACAGCGCGCUCAAGGAAACAUUCAUCGGUCUAAUCAUCCUUCCCAUCGUCGGCAAUGCGGCAGAGCACGUAACGGCGGUGGCGGUGGCUAUGAAGAACAAGAUGGAUUUAGCAAUCGGUGUAGCCAUCGGCUCCUCUAUCCAAAUCGCCCUAUUCUUGACGCCGCUUGUGGUUAUCAUUGGUUGGAUCAUCGGACAACCGAUGACACUAUACUUUACGCUAUUCGAAACGGUGUGCCUCUUCGUGUCAACUUUCAUCAUCAACUUCUUGAUCCUCGACGGCAGAAGUAACUACCUCGAGGGUGCCCUGCUCUGCGCUACUUACGUUAUCAUCGCAGUAGUUGCGUUUUUCUAUCCCGAGGGUGAUGCUGCCGGAGCUUUGGGCGCUUAAGCUUAGCAAGAUAUACCUACCUCACUUGAGGAUCUUUGCCAUGAGAAACCUGUGGGGAUGACCGGUUUUCGUACUUAUCUAAUGCACGUGAAAAGAAAAAUAAUGUUACGAACAUUGCGGGGAGCGAUUCGACACGAACACGAACUUAUUGUCAUAAGGGGGAGGAGAGGGAGAGAGGUAACAUGAGGUUUGAUGUUUUACAUUCUAAGGGAAGGCCGCCGAUAUUUACUUCGAGCCAGGCCCCCUUAGCGAUUUAUUAUUACUUUUAUUAUUCAUUUUAUUUAUUCACCAUUACCUGGACUUCUUAGAGAAAAAAAAAAGGAAAAGGUUCAUUUCAGAUACACGCAGGAAGAGCUUAUGCCAGCCAACUUGGCCGGCUCUGGACAAUGAAAAUACAAAUAAGCCCUAGGUAGUUAACUUCGUUAGCCAGUCAGAGCAGACUCGGAUUACGUCGAGCUGUCGAGUGGAAUGGAAUGAAUGGGAAGGAUAUACACUCCUUUGAUAUGAUGUUGUGUUGUUUUUACUUGUGUUGUUGGGUGAUGUGAUGUUGAUUGUGAGCUUUGUGUGAUGUGUGAUGUGUGUGACUUGAUGUGACUGACUACGUACGACUUGGCUUGUAUUGCAUAUGAUAUAUGUACCUACAUGUACAUGUAUUUGGAAUCGGGAUGUUUAUAAC